AUGGUAUCUGCAAAUUAUAACAUCAAAGUUUCUUUCAAGUUUUUCAAUAUAUGGGUUGAGCAUAAAGAUUUCAUGAAGAUUGUAGAAGAAAUAUGGCAGAACACAUCUUCCACAAACAACAUGAAAAACAUUUGGAUGAAAUUGAAGAACCUUAGAACAGUCUUGAGGAAACUGAAUAAUGAAGAGUUUAAGUUCAUCAAGCAGAAAAUAAAGAAGGCAAGACAGGACUUUAAGAGCACUCAGGAACAAAUUCAAUUAAAGAAUAACAUAGACCUACUUGCAGAAGAAAGAAAAUUGUUACAGGAGCUGAAAAAUGGUCAUUUGUGGAAGAGAGUGCCUUACAAUAGAAAGCUAAAAAAACUUGUGGAUCCAGAGGAAAUCAGAGAAGAGAUAAUCAAGUUCUACAAAAGCUUGAUGGGUUCUGCAGCUCAUGUAUUGCCAGCAGUUAACAAACAAACUAUGAGAAAAGGUCCAGUCAUUGCUCAGCAACAAAGGAUUAGAUUAUGUGCAGAAGUAACAGAAAAGGAGAUAUAUGAUGGGCUAUCUUUAAUAGCAAAUGAUAAAUCUCCUGGAGUUGAUGGAUUGCAAGAAGUGGUUCCAGACAUCAUAUGUGAAGCCCAGGCUGGAUUCAUUCUAGGGAGAAAAAUAGCUGACAACAUCUUCCUUGCCCAUGAGCUAGUAAAAGAUUAUACAAGGAAGAAUUUAUCACCCAGAUGCAUGAUAAAAAUUGAUUUACAAAAAGCAUACGAUUCUGUUGAAUGGACCUUUGUGAGACAGAUGUUAAAUGAGCUUGGUUUCCCUGACCAAUUUGUGUUUUGGAUAAUGGAGUAUGUUCAAACUAUAAACUAUACUAUGGUGAUCAAUGAUGAACAAAGUAAGCCCUUCAAUGCAGCUAGAGGACUUAGACAAGGGGAUCCAAUAUCUCCUUUUCUAUUUACAAUAGCUAUGGAGUAUCCGAGUAGACUACUUAAUGAAUUGAAAGAGGAUAAGAGGUAUCAAUUUCAUCCAAAAUGUGCAAAGCUAGGUAUCACACACCUAUGUUUUACAGAUGAUCUACUGUUGUUUGCCAAAGGAAACCUUCCUUCUAUUACUGCACUCUAUGAAUAUUUCAGGAUUUUCUCUGCAACUUCAGGAUUGCAAGCUAAUCUUGGGAAGAGUUGUGUAUAUUUUGGAGGAGUUAGGAAGGAAGAGCAGGAUAAUAUACUGAAGCAUUUGGGGUUUGUCCAUGGGAAUCUACCUUUUAAAUAUUUGGGAGUGCCUUUAUCUACAAAGAAGAUUUCUCUAUUGCAAUGGCAGCCUUUAAUAGAGAAAAUUACAGCCAGAAUCACUUCAUGGACAUCAAAGAAACUAUCAUAUGCAGGGAGAACUCAAUUAGUGAAAUCAGUUCUGUUUGGUAUGCAAGCAUAUUGGGCUCAACUAUUCCAUAUUCCUUCGAAGGUAUUGAAGACUAUAUAUGCUUAUUGCAGAAGCUAUCUGUGGUCAGGUAUUAAUUCAAUUACCAAGAAAGCUCUGAUAGCAUGGGAUAGAGUAUGUAUGCCCAAGUCUAUGGGAGGAAUAGGUAUCAUCAACAUAAAGUUAUGGAACCAAGCUGCUCAAAUCAAGACAUGCUGGGAUGUAGCUCAUAAACAAGACAAGAUGUGGAUUAGAUGGAUUCAUGCUUAUUACAUCAAAGGAAAGCCACUGAUGGAAACAAUAGUUCCAGCACAAGCAAGUUGGAUUACUAGGAAGAUAUUGGAAUCGAAGAACAAGUUGCAUUUGAUACCUGGAAACAAGACCACAAGGAGUUUGACAAACACUAUCUACUAUAAGCUGCUUCCUGAAAUGAGGCCAGUAAUCUGGAAGAGUCUUAUGUUCAAAAAUGAUGCAAGACCAAAAGUAAGCUUUAUAAUGUGGUUAUAUUUACAGGGGAGAUUGGCAACAACAGAUAGACUAAUGAGAUGGGGCAUGACAGUGGAAACCACUUACUCAUUAUGUCAAGCAGAACUGGAAACAAGAGAACAUUUGUUUGUUGAAUGUGACUUUGCUAAAGCUAUAUGGAGGAGAUUGCAAAAAUGGUUAAAAUGGCAGCAAACAACAGAAGAAUGGAAUCAACAUGUUGACUGGGCUAUCAAAAGUGCUAAAGGGAAAUCACAGCAAGCUCAAAUUUUCAAAUUGGUGUAUGCAGAAUGUAUAUAUGCUAUAUGGAUGGAAAGGAACAAUAGAGUGUUUGAAAAGAAGACUAGAAGUUGGGAAACAAUUGUACGGGAAAUUGUCUAUAUCUAUUAUAUUAGAGCAGGUCCUAGAGUAAAAGAGUUUGUACAUAAUUUUACGUUUUAUAUGUUUAAGAAUUUUGUUUUAGUUGAGAGCUCCUUGUAUAUAGAAGUAGUAAGAAAAGAUAGAUAUAUUUUUUUUGAUAUAGCUAAUUCUGUUUGA
Nicotiana tabacum (common tobacco) is the source of this 2412-nucleotide messenger RNA. The record is from RefSeq and is a predicted model, not a curated record. Lineage: Eukaryota; Viridiplantae; Streptophyta; Magnoliopsida; Solanales; Solanaceae.